Pelagomonas calceolata is the source of this 1134-nucleotide messenger RNA. The record is from the annotation of a GenBank genome assembly. NCBI's taxonomy places the organism in Eukaryota, Pelagophyceae, Pelagomonadales, Pelagomonadaceae.
CAGCGCCUGUGUGCCGUCGACGCGGCCCUAUUGCUGCCCCGGCCGCGCAUGCGUCAUAUAACUGCAAGACCUCGAGGCUGCCCACCGAUGCUGGUGUUUCUGCUCGCUACGGCCGCGGCACAAGAGGAGACGCCCAUCGGCCGCUACCUCGCCUACCAGCGGCGCGCGCUCGACGAAAUUGGAGGGACCUGCGCAUUCAAGCGCUUCCUGCUGAAGCAUGAUCAGAACUGCGCCGGGGUUACAGACAGACCCGCGCCGUACGCGCCGCUCUCCACUGCGCGCCGCCGCCUGCAGCAACAACGCUGCAUCAGGCCCCUCUUCGUGACGGGCUGCGGCGGCUCGGGCACGCACUUCGUGGCGUCGUUCCUGGCGGCCACGCGAAAGCUCGGCAAAGUAGCUCACGAGGACCCGUCACCAACAAGCAAGGUGCUCGUGUCCUGGGCGGCGCGCUACGGCCCCGCGUUACUGGACCACCAAAAUAUGUAUGGGAAAUGGGGCGUGCCCAAACAACAACUGAGACCGCCGAUGGUCGCGUGGGCCCGUCAUCAAGGACGGGCGCCCUGCACGUAUCGGGUCGUGGCGCACGUCGUGCGGCACCCGCUCAAAGUGCUCUCUUCGUCAGUAGCCUUCGGCCAGUGCGUCGAGUGCUGGUUACAUGUGGACGAGUUCACGGUGCCGCCCAUGGCGCAGGCGGCGCCGAACCGUUCGUUGGUGGAUCUGACGAGAGCGACGCGCCUCGCGAUCUUAGGCAACCGCGCGACGCACCGUGCGCGACCCCAGGGCGGCCGGGCCUGGCCGCAACAUUCCAUCGAUUCUAUACUAAAGGGCUUCGGCCUCUACUGGCUCGCCUGGAACGCCAUGAUCGAGCGCGUCGCCGACUUUCGGUUUCAGAUCGAGAAGGCCGACUACGAAAAGUUGUGCGUCGCGGCCGGGGCCUCAAUCGAGCAGUGCCGCGCGGGCGUCGCGGCCGCGCGCCAGGCCGCGGCGACCUUCGAGAAGGGCAAGCACGGCGGCGACACGAUGCGCGUCACGUGGGCGCGGCUUGAUGAGUUGGAUGCGGAUCUGUCCGCGCGCGUCUGGGCGCUGGCGCGGCGCUACGGCUACGACCGCGAGCCGCCCGCGCGGCCCAGUUAA